Molecule: messenger RNA, 369 nt
Organism: Rotaria sordida
Lineage: Eukaryota; Metazoa; Rotifera; Eurotatoria; Philodinida; Philodinidae
Source: the annotation of a GenBank genome assembly
AUGCGUUAUAAUUUAGCUCAUGUGUGCGAAGCAUCAUUUGAAUUUAAUAAAACUGAAACAUUAUAUAAAGAAAUUUUACGUGAACAUUUAAAAUAUGUUGAUUGUGUACGUCGUUUGGGUUCUACGGUACAUGAUCGUGAUCAAAUUUAUAGUGCAUCUCAUUGGUUUAAAGAUGUACUAGAAAUUAAUCAUAAUUCACCGAAUACAUGGACUAUGAUUGGAAAUAUACGUACGACAAAACAAGAAUGGAAACCUCGACAAAAGAAAUUUGAGAGAAUUUUAUAUAAUUCACAGACAACAAAUGAUUCGUUAUGCUUUAAUUUCAUUAGGAAAUAUAUGAUUACAAACUUUAUAUUUGCCGACAUGUGA